AUGCAAGACAAAAUGGCGGCGCCGAAGGUUACAGAUACGAGAACAGAAUUAGCCGAACUAAUCAAGAAAAGGGCAGAGAUCGCUGAAAGCCUAGCCAAUCUAGAGCGCCAGAUAUAUGCAUUUGAAGGAAGUUAUUUAGAAGACACACAGCUGUAUGGGAACAUAAUCAGGGGAUGGGACAGACUUUUGACUAAUAAAACAACCAAUACAAAAGUUGAAAGAAGAAACAGAAAAUUUAAAGAUGCUGAACGGCUCUUCUCCAAAUCAUCCAUAACAUCUCAUGCAGCCAUAGCAGCUGGUGGUGGCCUUGCUGAACCACUCCCUGAAAAAAAGGAACCAUCUUCCCAUUCAGACCAAAUUCAUCAUCAGCACAGUCACAUUGGACGUGUCCACAAAGGCUCCCACAAAAAGAGAAAGCACAAAAGACACAGGAUUGAGUUAAGAGUGAAAAAAGCUGGCCAUAGGUCAAGAGAACCAAGCUUUGGAGAGGAUGAACAUGAAGAUUAAAAGAUCCUCCACAAUUAUUUGUGCAUCAGAAUGAAAUUUUUUGGCAAGAAAUUUUCUUGCAUGUGAGAAAGAUGUUGUAGAGGAGAGAAUAUAGGCAUCUGUGAUAGGAGAAAUUAUGAAAGAUGGAGAACAUGUCACUGAAGCCAAAUGCAGUGUUUAAAUUUUUCCUUUUUUACUAUGCUGACUGAUAUACAUUCAUAUGUUACAUAGAUUUUUUCCUAACGGUAUAACUUACUAAUUAGUAUCAUGAGAUGAAAAUACCCCCAUUAAGAUUUUGUUUUUAGAAACAAAUAAGUAAACAAAUUCUUCAAUUUAGUGUUACUAGUGUUAUUACUGUCUAUCCUCUAGCUACAGAAAGAGUAAGACUGGUUACUUUACCUCAUUAUAUUUCGCAUAUCUUUAGAUUUCGAUUUCCUCAUAUGUUUUGAGAAUCUGUUUUUUUUCUAGCCUCGCUAAAUGGCAAAAUAUUAGUAUACACAUUUCUUUAUCAUAUCUUUUCAACUGUAUCAUAUUGCAACAUUGUAUAUAAGUGUAAGUCUUUUGAUCAUAAAGAGUAAUUAUUCCAGCUGUUUCUUUCAGUUUCAGUGGCGUUUGAUUUAAGUUAAUAGUCAUAGUGCUUGCAUAAUAUAUAUAUAACAGA
Molecule: messenger RNA, 1147 nt
Organism: Pocillopora verrucosa
Lineage: Eukaryota; Metazoa; Cnidaria; Anthozoa; Scleractinia; Pocilloporidae
Product: chromatin modification-related protein MEAF6
Cellular component (GO): NuA4 histone acetyltransferase complex
Source: RefSeq, a predicted model, not a curated record